AUGUCGGUAUCGGUGUUGAAAGGCAUCAAAGUCUUGGAUUUUUCGCGGAUUCUGGCCGCACCUUAUGCUUCACAACUCUUGGCCGAUCAUGGUGCUACUGUGUGGAAAAUUGAACGGCCCGGUAUGUUUUUUACUUCUUAUUUCAUUAUGGAUCUAUAUUAACUUAAAAAUGGCUUUUUACUAACUUUUGAAAGCAAUAAACCUUUUCUAAACGUUUUUGGAGCUUUAUUUAACUUUAAACCUUGAAAAACCUUUAAAUUUUUUAGCUUACUGCUUAAAAUUUUUAAAAAAGAUAUAGUUUAUUUUUUUACUAUCAUUUUCAUCCAAAUUUACCCCGUUUACUAUCUUUUUUACUCCUAAAAAACAUGUUCAAACACAAUAUAAACAGAAAAACCCUAAAUUCCCUCCAAAAGAGAGACAAGAAGAGCAAAACAAGCAGCCCGACCGCGUGUUUCUUUAGCGCAGUGGUUUUUCGUUUGGACUCGGAGGCGAAAGCCGGUGGGUUCGGGGGUCGAUGACGAUUUUGACACGACGGUCUUCUUAGAGCAUGAUGCAGAUAAACAAUGUGUCACUGAGACUUUUCGUCAAAAUUUUGGGUUUUUUGGGGGUGGUUUACUAUUUUUGCUUUCUCAAAGGUACCUUGAGUAAAAAAGUUUUAAAAUUCGAAAUUUUUAGAAAAUUGUUUUGUCAAAACACCCUCCCGCAUCAAAAUUACCCGCCCCGCUCUGGCUAUGGGUAAAAAGUCUUGUCGUCCCCUAAUAUUAUAAUAAGACCUCCAAAACUAUACCUAAUCCGCAUAAAAAUCAAGAAGUCGUAUUUUACACCCCCCACAAAAAAAAUUCUAAAAAUGUCAAAUAAACUUCUUAAAAUGUAACUUCAGGCACGGGAGAUGAAGUUCGACGUUGGGCGCCGCCGGAAAUCAAUGGUCAAAGCUGCUACUUUCUGACUGUCAACCGAAGUAAACAGUCAGUUUGUGUGGAUUUGGGUAAGAAAGAGGGAUUGGAAUUGGCAAGAAAACUGGCUUUGAAAUCAGACGUCCUAUUAGAGAAUUUCAAGACUGGUCAGAUGAAAAAGUUCAGCUUGGACUAUGAAACGUUAUCAAAAAUGAAUGAAAGGUUGAUCUACUGCUCUAUUACAGGUACGGUUAUUGACAAAAAAUUUGUUUUUGGGGAGGGUAGUAAGUAGAGUAGGGCAAAAGAAUGAAUUAGAGUACAGUAGGGUAAGGUAGGGCAGGGUAAAGUACAUUAAGGUAGAUCCGAGUAGGUUAGGGUAGGGUGGGGUAGGAUUGGGCAGGGUAGGGUAGAGUAUGGUGGGGUACAGUAAGGUAGAGUAGGUUGGGGUAGGGCAAGGUAGGCCAUCCUAAAUGAAAAAAACGUCAAACCUUUAGGCUACGGCUCGACUGGACCAUAUGCCAACGACCCUGGCUUCGACGUGAUUGCCGAAGCCAUUGGCGGCUUCAUGAGCAUCACCGGACCCAAGGAUGGAGAGCCAUGUAAGGUACUGUAACAUUACUAACCAUAAAGCCAUGUUUUCUAACCUUACCUUCCCCUAUUGCUAAAUUUUUACCUUACCCCACUAAUUUUACCCUACCUUAGCGUUCCACCCACCCCCCAUCUGAUUUUUUCUGCAAGCCCCCCCCCCACCCUCUUAAAAAGCUAAAAAUAGCAUUUUUCAGGCCGGCGUGGCAGUGAUAGACCUCCUAACAGGUAUGCACGCCUUCUCAGGGAUUCUGAUCGCGCUACUGAACCGUCAACAGACUGGAGAAGGCCAACGAGUCGAGUGUAAUCUUCUCGCCACUCAGAUGGCUACCUUGGCUAAUAUCGCGUCGAAUUACUUGAAUUCGGGAAAGCUAGGCAAAGCUUGGGGUACCGAACACGAAAGUAUAGUACCAUACCAAGCGUUUCGCACGCAGGACGAUCGGUACUAUGUGGUGGGCGCGGCUGAUAACAAGGCUUUUAAGGAGGUAAGACAUUAAGAUUAUCUUUGUUUCGCUAAUAUAAGGUUGUUCAAGUAAUUAUGUGCCCCUUUUAAAGCAAAUUGUCGGGGUUAGGAGGCACAGAAUUAUUUGAACAACUUAAUGUUAAUAAAAAUAUUAAUGAAAUGAAAAUCAAAAGACAAGUUUUUAGAUAAUUAGGUAACAAUAUGCUUAAAAAUUCAGAGAUUAGUUAACAAUAUGAAUAAGAAUUCAAAGAUUAGGUAACAAUAUGACUAAAAACCCACAAAAAUAAAGUUCCAAAGCUUCUUUAUGAUCAUUAUUACCUAAAAAACAAAAAAGUGAUCUACCCUCAACAUAAUAAACUCAAUUUUCAGCUAGUCAACCUGAUGGAUUUACCAGAAUUGGCAGCAGACCCAGACUAUGAAACUAAUCCAAAACGAGUACAAAACCGCGAGAAAUUACUCAAAAUCAUUGGAGAUAGGUAAGGCAGAGAAUUAUUUGAAUAAACUAAUAAAGAAGAUGAUUAUAAAGUUGAUAAAGAGACAAAAUUCUAAAAUUAACAUUUCCAUGGACUUUUUGGCUAAUUUUUUGAUAAAAAUGUAGAUUAAAUGUCAUUUUGCAUCUACUACGCCAUUUUCAAACUAAAAACUUAAUUGGUCCAAAAGUAAAUAGAAAGUUUGUGAAAAAGUCUUACUUUGACAAAUACAACAAUUCUAUCGACUUUUUGACCAAUAUUUCUUUAAAAAUGAAAAGUACAUGCCAUUUUACAGUUACCAUGAAAUUUAGACUAACAUUUUUGCUUUGAUCCAAAAGUAAAUAGAAAAUUUGUGAAAAAGUCCUAUUUAGCUUUCUACGCACUUUUCGACCAAAAAAUGGUAAAAUAUUAGCAUUUUAAAACUCAUUUUCACAUUUUUUCCAUACAAUGAUUCUAGACGCCGUAUUUUACCUAAUUACUAAUUUUCAGGUUCGCCUCAAAACCGCUAGACUACUGGCGAAGCCAUUUGCGCAGCCGCCAUUUCCCCUCCGGACCGGUCAAUAAUAUUGAAGAAGCUUUCGACUUCGAACAAACCAAACACUUGAAUCUGGUUCAACCGGUCGAACACCCUCAAUAUGGACAAGUAAAAACAGUUGGCAACACCACAGUAUACAGUAGCAUUCAUAAUGGUCCACGAAAUGCACCACCGCUGCUUGGAGAACAUACGAAAAGCGUUUUACAAGAGGAAUUAGAGAUUGAUGACAGGAAGUUGGAGGAACUCAGGGAGAAAGGUGUUGUUGGGUGGUAA
This is a messenger RNA of Bursaphelenchus okinawaensis, 3219 nucleotides long. The record is from the annotation of a GenBank genome assembly. NCBI's taxonomy places the organism in Eukaryota, Metazoa, Nematoda, Chromadorea, Rhabditida, Aphelenchoididae.